AUAGUCUUGACUCCGUUCAUGUCCGUACACUAUGCCUAACAAAUUUGGGAAAAAACUCCGGGGAAUAGGGGUUCACGUGUCCUCAAAAAUGGCUCAGAAAGAUGUCAAUAACUUUUACUUCCGCCAGUUGAGGAAGAUAACAUUUUCCAAGCCACCUGACUGCACUGGGCAGAGGAACUCGCUCCUGGUUUCUUCUAGUAGGUGUGGCUUGACUGUACUUGGAACAGGAGAAGGUAUUGUUUUAUUUAAGACAUCAGCAUUGAUGAGAGCUAACGAUGAUCCUUCACUUGGGAAAUCACAGACUGCUCCUCUACAGUUGUUGAGUCCUGUAUCAGUACAGCUGCCUGGUAAAGUAUCCCACAUUGCCCUCAACUGCACCGAGACUCUCCUCUGUGUCUGUAUAAAACACUCUAAGGCUCCACAGGGACCUCCUGCUUUAUAUUGUAUGGUAUACAACCUUGAGACACUUUAUACUGGAACGAGUCCUCGAACUCCAUUGACAACAGUUGAGAUGAAGAUACCACCUCAUGUUUGUGUGACCUGCCUUAUAUGGAAUACUGGCAUAGCCUCCGACCAUUUAGCCAUAUCUUUAUCAUCGGGCGAUCUCCUGCUCAUCAGUGCUGGACAAAACCCUUCAAAACUCUUAAUGCAGAAAAGCAUUGAGGCAUCUUGCAUCUGUUGGAGCCCUAAAGGGAAGCAGAUUGCUGUUGGAACUAAGAAUGGUAAAAUCAUCCAGCUAGGAGAUGACUUGAAGGUGAAGAAAGAGAUAGCUUGCCCAAACAUUUUCAAUGGAGAGCAAAGACAAGUGUCUGACUUAUAUUGGAUCAGCACUUAUGAGUUUGCUGCUGUGUACUCUCCUCCCGGUCCGCCUAGUCCUGAUGACUUACCUCCUCAAUCAUCAUUCGUCAUAGUGACAGGCAGCAAAGAUAAGCCAGUCUCAGUUCUUGAUUUUGGUGAUAUUUAUUAUGCUUCCGGUUAUAACCUUUUCCACUUUAUGUUCCGGUUCAUUCAGCCGUGGAGUGUCCUAUUAACUGGGUCUGCUAGUUCUGUUGGCAUUAUCAUCGUUGGACACUCAAAAGAUACUAAAUCUUGGGAUGAGUGGGUCACCCCUGAUUCUGGGCGGGCUGAGGUUCCUCUUGAUUCAAACAGCGACGAGUGCUAUCUUGCCGGAGUGUCACUGGAUUUCUCGUCAACUAAACCAGCUGUGAUAAAUGAUGCCCUUACUUUACCACCGUGUCCUAUUUUCAUGUUGUAUUCAACUGAUGGUGUUUUGGUACCUUAUGAGGUCAUCAAAGAAGACGCUCCUCCUGAUGAAUUAAGAGAAUUAGUACAACCACCUGCCAUAACACUAGGGGACCCUAGACCAGUCACUAGUCCUGUUAGAGGGGGAGGGGUAACCCCGCCUUCUUCUAAUUCUUCUCAAGCUCCAAGUGGUGGAGUGACUGGUGNGGGUGUGGCUAAUUCAGGUAUUCCCUCUCAAGGCGGGGUUGGGAUUGGUCGCGGUCAGGCUAGUUUAGGUAGACCUGGUCUGUUGCAGCAACAACCAACGAGUAGUUUAGGUUUCUCAGUGAGUUCUUUAACGAAUCAACCAACUGCUGUCAGUAAUCCAUCUGCUCUCGCUAAUACAAUAUCUCAAACUACAGCCUCCGUUACAACUCCAUUAAGUACUCCUCUUUCUACUCCUAUAGCCCAACGGCCUUUAGCUAUACCAAAGUUUAACCUGUCAACUGGUUCUGGUGUUCAAUCACUUCCUCCAUCAUUCACCACACCAUCAGCUCCUCCUCUUAGACCUCCUUCAACUCUCUCUCCCACUGCUCCUCCUUCUCUCCCUCCUGCUUAUGGCUCCCCACGUCUUCCUUUCUCCCUUCCCUCUCAACCUCCUUCCUCUUAUGUUCCUGGAGGCAUUUAUCGUCCACCAUUGGUUACUUCUACUCCUAUUAAUCCUCCUACCGCUAUCCCUACCAGUGUACCUACGUCUCGUCCUGUGGCCCCUACCAGUGUACCCAUGUCUCGUCCUGUGGUCCCUACCAGUGUACCUAUGCCUCGUCCGGUAGUCCCUACCAGUGUACCCAUGUCUCGUCCGGUAGUCCCUACCAGUGUACCUACGUCUCGUCCUGUAGUCCCUACCAGUGUACCUAUGUCUCGUCCUGUGGUCCCUACCAGUGUACCUAUGUCUCGUCCUGUAGUCCCUACCAGUGUACCUAUGUCUCGUCCUGUAGUCCCUACCAGUGUACCUAUGUCUUAUCCUGUAGUCCCUACCAGUGUACCUACGUCUCGUCCUGUGGUCCCUACCAGUGUACCUAUGUCUCGCCCAUUAGCCCCUACCAGUGUCCCUCCAGUAGUCACAGCUGGGGUGGUUACUCCUUCAGCUCCUCCACAUCCUGUGGCUAGUACACAGCCUUUAUCAACUACUCAAACUGCAGGUGCUACUAGUACUACCUCUUCUGCUGUUGCUGAAACUUACGAUGCUUCAUUCUCAGAGCUUAUUGAGCCACUGAUAGCAAAGAUUGCUGAUGACAUUGAUACUCUAACGGAUAAUAAUCUGGGUUACUUUGACCCGGAAGUUUCCAUGGCAGAUUAUGAAAUACCAAGUUUGGGAUCACUGAAUGGUCUUCAGGGAAAUGUGUUGAGCGAGACUGAGUCUCAUGCCCAAGCAUUGAAUGACAUAGAGAGAAAAUUGAAUGAGUUUGAUAAUGAUGUGAGCAGAUUAGCAGAUAAAGUAUUGAAGGAAUUAUCAGUUUCAGAGGAAACUAGGGUUCGUCUGAUUAAAACUAUUGAUGAUAAGCACAAGGCUUACUGUCAGUCUCAGCCAUUGGAUCCUCUUCUUUCUAAGCGAAUGGACAAAUUAAUAAGCACACAUGCUUUCUUGGACCAGCAGUUGAGGGAGGUCAAUGGUCACCUUGAUAAUGAGCUUGAGAGGAGACAGAACUCACACAGACUCAGAGGAAGGAGCCCAAUGAGAUCACCAAGUGUACAGAAUUAUUACUCAGUUUUACGAAGCCACAAACAAAUCAUAAAGCAACAUAAAGACUCUCUAGGUAGGCUGACGACUGAUUUGAAGAGAUUGAAGCUCCUACCGCAGUCAUGGAGGCCUGUUUAUAUUCCAGCAACACCUCCUCCUCCUGUAGGGGGAGAUGAUUCAUCAUCAGUAUCACAAGUUCAUCCGAGUGGUCCUGGUACUCCUGAUCCUCGGCUCUUGUUCUCUAGUGCUAGGAAAAGAAAGUCAAGUCCUUCCGAUGCUCAAAGGAUGAAAGCUCUUAGCACUCAACUAAAGUCACUGGCUCUCACACCAGUCCGUAAACCAGCCUGCGUCCCAAGACCAAGGGGAAGUUUCAUGUUAGAAACUCAAAGUGAAGUUGACGAUGGUGAAUCAAGUGAUGGGUCUACUACUCCUUCUCCCUCUCCUUCUCCUUCUCCUUCUCCUCCUCCUCCUCCUGCUCCAACCGCACCCCCCCAGCUGGAACUGGAUGAAAGUGACGGUGGAUUGACCAGUGGGCGUAACUCACGUCAGAGCAGCACAAUAAGGAGGAGUGCCAGGGGGGGAGGAGGGAGGAGUGGUCGCAGUAGUGUAUCCAGUGAUAGGUCCAGUAUAUCAGCCACAUUGACUGCUGAUGGGAUUAAAGUCAAUGAGAGAAAGGUUAAUAUACCUUUACCUGCUGCAAGACCUCUCCAUUCGCCAGUGUAUAGGAUGAAACCAUCUACCAAUGUACAGCCUGUCAGGGUAUCUCAUGCCAGUACACAGACCAUUGAUGUACCUACCAGUGUACCAUCUACCAGUGUACCAUCUACUAGUAUGCCUUCUACCAGUGUACCAUCUACCAGUAUGCCAUCUACCAGUAUACCAUCUACCAGUAUGCCUUCUACCAGUAUGCCAUCUACCAGUAUGCCAUCUACCAGUAUGCCUUCUACCAGUAUGCCUUCUACCAGUAUGCCAUCUACCAGUAUGCCAUCUACCAGUAUGCCUUCUACCAGUAUGCCUUCUACCAGUAUGCCUUCUACCAGUGUACCUUCUACCAGUGUACCUACUAGUGUACCCACCAGUAUACCCACCAGUGUAUCUACCAGUGCACCUCCUACCACUACUGGGGCUGGAGCUAGCCCUCCCUCAUAUUCAAGUGGCCCUACUACUCAUACUGGUCCUUCUCCUAGUGCUCCUCCUCUUUCAACUGGCCAUCGUCCUCCAAGUUACAUGUAUUCAAGUAGUCCUGCUCCUCCAGUAUACAUGUAUUCAGGCGGUUCCCGUCCUCCUAUGUAUUCAAGUGGCCCUCCUCCUUCAGUCUAUUCAAGUGGCCCUUCUCCUCCUUCCUUGUAUUCCAGCAGUUCUGCUAUUCCUUCUCAUACUUCAGUUACUAAUUCAUCCAUUGGUUCUACAUCACGGUCUUUCUCUAAUCCUGGGCCUACUUACAAGCCAGCUAGCUCAGCGCCUAUUGGAUCAACAGUAGCACCUCCCACUGGAUCAGUUACAGGAUCCACUCCAGCUUCCACUAAACCAGCUUCAAGCUCUGGUCCUACCACCACUACUCCUGCCAUUAAUUUACCAGUGUUUAGCUUUGGUACUAGUAACGUUCAAGGAUCAACCCCUUUUUCCUUUAUUAAUUCACCAGCUGGUGGUGGGGGUCCGUUUGUUUUUGGUUCUCGUUCUACUCUACCAGCUGGGGGUGGUGCUCCAUCAUUUGUUCCUGGAGGGACCACUCCUUCAUUAGCAGCUGCCACACAUCCUCCUUCCAUUACCAAGUCUUUUUCAAUGCCUCCUUCCUUGACAAUAUCAUCAAGUAGCAGUUCAUCUCUUCCUCCUAGUACAAUUGCUGGUUAUCCUAGACCCUCUCCUCUCUCCAUUGCUACUACUCAUUCUCCAGCUCAACUCUCCACAAGCACAUCUCAAACUGUUACUAGCUCUAUCCCUACUAGUUCUGUUCCUGUUCCUCCUACUAGUUCCAUUCCUGUUCCUUCUACUAGCUCCAUUCCUGUUCCUCCUACUAGUUCUAUUCCUGUUCCUCCUACUAGUUCCAUUCCUGUUCCUGCUACUAGUUCUAUUCCUAAAGCUACCACUACCUCUGGUUCUACUAUGACUCCUGUUUCUAUUACUAGUUCCUCUGCAGUUAUUAGUUCUACUCCUCUAUCUAUAACUCAUACUACUGCUCCUCCUACUAUUACUACUACUGUUACUACUGCUACUGUUGCUGCUGGUGUUAGUAUUUCAGCUUCUAAUGCUCUACCUGUUUCAGUUGUCUCUUCAUCAACUCCAGGGACCAGUUCCUCUUCCACUGGUCCAAUCACUUCAGGUAGCUCUGCUCCAUCUAAUACUCCAUUAUCUGUCCCACCUGCUACUAUUGGACCUGCUCCAACUGCUCCUAGUUCUGUUGGUACUUUGGUUGGUACUUCUAGUGCUGGGGGUCUUGUUACUCAGUCUCAGUUAGGCAUCGGCGGGUAUUCUACUGCUUUGCCUGUUGCAGCUGUUGCUACUAGUGGAUCGGGAACUCCAAUCCAGAGCCCUUCAGAUGAUGAGGCUGAUCAAGAUGGGAUGGAUGAAGACCCGCUCAAUGAUGAUACAUCUAACAGAAAUGGUGCCAGUUUGUUGUCACUUGCUCAAGCAUCUUUCUCUGCCCCUCAACAAGGCUUAGGGAGUACCCCAAGAGCAUCACUACUGCAAGCACCAAAGUUUCAAUCACCAACAGGUGGUGGUUCUGGUCCACCUGGAUUGCUUAGUGGUGGAGGAGGAGGCAUGAGUGGUUUGGGUCCUGGGAGAACUCUAGGAGGAGGAGGAAGCACUGGGUUACUUGGAAAUUCUUCUUUACAAAGCAGUAGCAUUCCUCAGUUUGGCAGUGCUCCAGCGUUUUUAGGUGGAGGAAUAGGAAUGGGAGGAGGAGGUAUGGGAGGAGGAGGAGGAGGUGGAUUAAUGAACAUGAGCAGUCUUACCAGUGGUAUGGGAGGAUUGUUCAGUGGCACUCAGUCCAACAAUACGCCUACAUUUGGAUCACUAGCUCAAAGUGAUAGCAGUCAAGGCAAUGCUUUGGGUGGUGGAAACAGCUCAUUUCCUGGAAGUAACAAUUUAUUCUCUGGAGGCGGACUAUCCAGUGGUGGUAGUAUGGGAUUUACAGGUGGGACUGGAUUUAGUGCUGGGGGUGGUACUCAGUUUAGCACUUAUAGAAAAUAAAUUAAUUAACGUUAUUAAAAUCACAAUUAUCAUUAUUAUUAUUAGUGUUUAUUUGAUUGAGAAACCUUGUUUCUAUAAUUGUGUUCUUUUUUGUUCGCCCAUUGUGCUAUUUUCCUUUUUUUUUGUUUAAUAAAGUAUAACAAAAACGACAACAAGAA
Messenger RNA from Amphimedon queenslandica, 6312 nucleotides. Its product is annotated as nuclear pore complex protein Nup214-like. NCBI's taxonomy places the organism in Eukaryota, Metazoa, Porifera, Demospongiae, Haplosclerida, Niphatidae. The transcript is spliced from 32 exons. Gene Ontology annotation, molecular function: protein binding. The coding region runs from base 32 to 6154 and encodes 2040 amino acids. The record is from RefSeq and is a predicted model, not a curated record.